Malania oleifera is the source of this 534-nucleotide messenger RNA. Its product is annotated as dolichyl-diphosphooligosaccharide--protein glycosyltransferase subunit 4A. Lineage: Eukaryota; Viridiplantae; Streptophyta; Magnoliopsida; Santalales; Ximeniaceae. The record is from RefSeq and is a predicted model, not a curated record. The transcript has 2 exons. Bases 133 to 246 code for a protein of 37 amino acids.
AAAAUGUGACUUAAAAAAAAAAAAAAAAAGGUAAAUCUUUUGUAGCGGGAGGAGUUCGUUGCUGCGUCGAAGGAGAGGAGACUUGUUGAGCUCGAUCGAAGAACAUACUCGCAUAAUCUUCUGCGUGCCAAAAUGUUCGACGAUCAAGACUUAGGCUUCUUUGCCAAUUUUCUUGGUAUAUUUGUAUUUGUACUGGUAAUUGCUUACCAUUUUGUGAUGGCUGACCCUAAAUAUGAAGGCAACUAAAGUGUUUCCCCAAGGUUCUUACUGCAGAAGAGAGAUGUACUGUCAGUUUCAUUCAAAUAAUAUUCCCCUAAUCGGAAUCAUUUUGAUGUAGUUGAAGCCUCUGUCUCGCAAUUAUGUAUUUUAGUGGACUAUACAUUGAUACUUGAUACUUGCUUGCUCUGAAUUAUGUGUUUUUUUGACAUAUACACAGCCUUGAAUGUUCAGCCGAAGUAGUGCCUUGGUGUAUUGAGGUUGGCACUAGAGGUUAUCCAAAGUUUAUUAAAAUGUAUGAUUAAGAAAAUUGUCAAA